Messenger RNA from Hevea brasiliensis (rubber tree), 924 nucleotides. Its product is annotated as auxin-responsive protein IAA1. Gene Ontology annotation, cellular component: nucleus. The coding region runs from base 83 to 730 and encodes 215 amino acids. The record is from RefSeq and is a predicted model, not a curated record. Lineage: Eukaryota; Viridiplantae; Streptophyta; Magnoliopsida; Malpighiales; Euphorbiaceae. The transcript has 5 exons. Gene Ontology annotation, biological process: regulation of DNA-templated transcription. Gene Ontology annotation, molecular function: protein binding.
CUUUAGCAUUUCAAUUUCAUAGCGUAAGCGUCCAAGGCCCAAACAAAAAAUCAUUAAGCAGCAGCUGGAAUUCAACAACCUUAUGUCACCGGAAAUUGGGACACACCAGCUGGAAUCAGAUACCGCCGGCGACAUGAAUUUCAAGGAAACAGAAUUGACCUUAGCCUUGCCCGGUGAGUCUCGCACAUUAAAGGAGAUGAACGGAGGGAAAAUAGGGACUAAACGUGGAUUUUUGGAGACCGUUGAUCUAAAUCUUGGUAGUCUCCGUGCUGAUUGUAGUGAUAAAGAUCGUAAUGAGUCGGAGAAUGAUGUCUUAACCGCGGCCAAGCCUCCGGCAGCAAAGGCACAAGUGGUUGGGUGGCCGCCGGUAAGAGAUUAUAGAAAGAACGCCAUGAAAAGCUGUAAAUAUGUGAAGGUGGCGGUGGACGGAGCUCCAUACUUAAGGAAGGUUAAUCUUGAAAUGUACAAUAGCUAUGAGCAGCUCUUGAGUGCGUUAGAGGACAUGUUCUCUUGCUUCACCAUACGCAAUUAUUUGAAUGAGAGGAAAAUGGUGAAUGGAGUGGAAAAUGUGCCUACUUAUGAAGACAAAGAUGGUGACUGGAUGAUGCUUGGAGAUGUACCAUGGAAAAUGUUUGUUGAGUCAUGUAAGCGAUUAAGGCUGAUGAAAAGCUCAGAGGCAAAUGGAUUAGCUCCAAGGACACCAUCAAAAUGCUCAAGCACAAGUGGGUAAAGGCUUGGAAUGAAGGAAACAAGUGGUGUACAGUAGAGAGGCUUUUGUCUUCAGUUUCUUUUAUAUAACCCAGAGUUGUUUUAGGUUGGAGAGUUUUGAUUUAGAAAAAGAGAAAUAAGAGAGGCCUUCCUAUAAUUUCCUCUACGUUGUAGUAUGGCUCUAGUGCAAUUUAAUGUUGUGGGCUUUUCUCUCCA